This is a messenger RNA of Colletotrichum truncatum, 1425 nucleotides long. RefSeq names its product D-serine dehydratase 1. NCBI's taxonomy places the organism in Eukaryota, Fungi, Ascomycota, Sordariomycetes, Glomerellales, Glomerellaceae. Gene Ontology annotation, biological process: D-serine catabolic process. The record is from RefSeq and is a predicted model, not a curated record. Gene Ontology annotation, molecular function: D-serine ammonia-lyase activity.
AUGGAGGCUCCUCAAAGACUCACACCACCUAUCGAAGAGUUGAGAAACUUUUACGUCGGUAAAGAUCUGAGAAGCAUCCCAUUGCCGGCUGUUGUCUUGGACGUUGCGAAAGUCGAAAGACACUGUCAGUCUAUGUUGAACGCAGCCAUUGCGCUGAGUGUCGACUUUCGAGCCCAUGUGAAGACACACAAAGUUAGUAUCCCGAUACUGAUGCUUGAUCACAAAGCUUGGUUCGUUGAGACUCGGGAGAUAGCUCGACUUCAGGUUGGGGCCGAUUCAAAUGAUGCCAGGUUCAUCGUCUCAACAAUAGCAGAGAUCGAACACCUCCUCCCACUGUUGCGGGAGCUCAGCCAUGCGGGUCGACAAGUGAACGUUCUUUACGGGGUUCCUCUUCUUAAAUCUCAGGUCGAGAGGCUUGGAGGUCUCAUUAGGCAGCUUGGUAAAGAGAGCAUUUCUGUUCUUGUGGACCACCCUUCCCAACUUGAGUUCGUUAGUCGUGUUUGUGACCUUGCUGGAUUACCUGCUGGAGUGUAUCUCAAGGUCGAUACUGGCUACCACCGCGCUGGCUUGCCUCCUGUAUUUCUGAACAAAGACGGGCUGCUGGAGAGACUGGUUCAGCUUCAUACCGAGGGGCGCGCAAGUUUUGAGGGUCUAUACUCUCAUAGCAGUCUCAGCUACCAGGAUUCUACUGCUGACCAGGCUAUGCAAAAUUUGGCCGCGGAAAUUGAAGGCUGUCUUGAAGCCACCAACGCUCAUCACGAAAUUUUGGCCAGCAUUGGGGAAUUCACUAUCAGUGUCGGAGCAUCUCCUCAAGUGAGCUCGGUUGAAAACUUGACAAAAGGUGCAGAGGAAACAGUGGGCGCUCGGCGGCUUCAGAAUGCAAUCAAAAAGGUCCAACAGGUGUCACACAAAAAGCUCAAAACAAAACUUGAGCUUCAUGCGGGCGUUUACUCUGUUCUUGACAUGCAACAAAUGGCCACUUGUGCGAGAACUACACUCGGUAGCUAUGAAAACGAAGUGGCCAUAUCUGUAGUUGCAGAGAUAUGCAGUGUGUACAACAAUGGCGAACGACAGAACCCCGAGGCUCUUGCGGCUGUUGGUACACUAGGCCUGGGAAGAGAACCGUGCCUCUUUUACGAUGGCUGGGGAGUUACGGACUUUUAUGCAUAUCCUGGUUCCGAUAAGAGGCGGAGGCUGGUUGUAACAAGAAUCAGUCAAGAGCAUUCCAUCUUGUCGUGGGAAGCUGGCUCUGAUGACAUAGGGAGCCAGCCUCCUGUUCCAUUUGAAGUCGGCGGGAUAGUCAACAUUUACCCAAACCACGCCUGCGUUACUGGGGCACUCUACGGCUGGUAUCUGGUGGUCGACUCGAACAAAUCAGAUGCAUCCAAGAUUAUAGCCGUUUGGGUCCGGGCAUCAGGGUGGUAA